This is a messenger RNA of Scheffersomyces coipomensis, 1976 nucleotides long. RefSeq names its product major facilitator superfamily multidrug-resistance protein. The transcript has a single exon. Gene Ontology annotation, cellular component: plasma membrane. Gene Ontology annotation, molecular function: transmembrane transporter activity. Gene Ontology annotation, biological process: transmembrane transport. Bases 337 to 1827 code for a protein of 496 amino acids. NCBI's taxonomy places the organism in Eukaryota, Fungi, Ascomycota, Pichiomycetes, Serinales, Debaryomycetaceae. The record is from RefSeq and is a predicted model, not a curated record.
UCGGAUAUGCAAAAUCUUGUCGUAAAAUCUGGGGUAAUUGUACAUUCUAGAAUGGUCCCCCACUAUCGGAGUGAAAGGAGGAGAGAAUAUUUUAUUGAGAGCGGAUGCAUGUUCCUAUAGCAAUGAUUCUGUAUUAUCUGUAUAGAAAAGUAUUACGUCUCCUCACUGUUCAUUAACAACGUCGAAUUUUUGCAAUCGUUUAAGAACAAUGUUGAUAGUUUUAAAAAUAUAAAUAUAUAUACAAGAGUCUGUUCUUGUUCAUCACUAUUCUUUUCUAUUUCAAUCAUUAGCUUUAGUUAUAAAUUAAAUCAUCAACCAAAGUUUAAUAAUUUAAAAAUGUCCUUCUCAGGUGAUAUUGAAAAAGGAUCUCAUGAUCAUAUCGAAAAUAUUGAAGAUAGCAGUCAAGUUGAACUCGACUUAAGUCCAGAACAUGAAGCUUAUCUUAUAGAAAGACAUGGUACAGCAUUUUUAGACCCUCUUCCUUCAAGUGACCCAAAGGAUCCUUUAAAUUGGCCAAUUUGGAAAAAAAAUGCUGAAAUUCUUAUUGUUGCCUUCCAUACCUUUACUACUGCGUUUAUGGCUUCAGGUCUUAUCCCAGCAUUUCAAACUGUUGCUGUUAAAUUAGAUGUUCCAUUGGCAAAUGCAUCUUAUUUAACUUCUGUUCAAAUUAUGGUUGUCGGUGCUAUGCCCUUCUUUUGGCUUCCAAUAAUGAAUGCAUAUGGAAGAAAUGGUAUUGCUGCUAUUUCGUGUUUAGUCUGUUGUGCUUUAAACAUCGGUAGUGCUUUCAGUGAAUCUUAUGCUGGAUCCAUGGCACUUAGAGCUGUUAUUGCUGCUUUUUUCUCUACAGGUUAUGCUGCUGGUAGUUCCAUUGUUGCUGAUUUAUCUUUUGCUCAUGAAAGAGGAAAAAAGAAUGGUUGGUGGUCUGUUGCAUUAGUUACUGGUACCACUGCAGGUCCUUUCGUUUGUGGAUUUAUUGAACAACAUGCUGGAACAAGAUGGAUCUAUUUUACCUUUUCAUUUAUGUGUUUUGCCCUUUUUAUUUUGUGGACAAUUGCAGAUGAAACAGUUUAUGUUAGACAUCAUGAAACCCCUCAACCAGGAAAUUGGUUUAAUAGUAAAGUUUUAAGAAUAAGUAGAAAUCCCGAUCAACAAUUGUCAUUUUCAUUAUUUAUGAGACCAUUCAGUUUGAUUACAAACUUCAACGUCAUGAUGUCUAUUCUUACUUUGUCGAUUGUCUUUUGUUAUGCUAACAUUGUUCUUGUUGUUGAAUUACCCCAAGCUAUGGGUGUAUUAUUUCAAUUAGAUCCGCAGCAUUUAUCUUAUCAAUUUAUUGCUCUUAUUAUUGGUUCUGCUAUUGGUGAAUUUUUAGCUGGUCCACUUUCAGAUUGGUGGAUGAAAAAAUCUGUUGCUAGAAGAGGAGGUGUAAGAGUUAUCUCAGAUAGAUUAUGGGUAUCUUACAAUGGAUUUAUUUGUGUUGUUGUUGGGUUAGUUGUUUGGGGUGUAUACUUAGAUAGAGCAGUUCCAGGUCAUUGGAUUAUAACUCCACUUAUCGGUGGUGCCAUCGCUGCUUGUGGUAACAAUAUUGUCAUGACAGUAUUAACUACCUUUGCUAUUGAAAGUGCUCCUGGUAGAGCUACUGAAGCAGGUUUAUUAAUCACUUUAUUUAGACAAACUUAUGCAUUUAUUGGACCAUUCUAUUUCCCAUACAUGUUUGACACACUUGGAUUUUCUGGUUCAGCAGGUUUAAUGUGUGGUUUGGUUGCAGUAUUUGGGGCUGGUCCCGUUAUUAUUUGCCACGUUCUUGGAUCAAGAAAGCAAGGUAGUUAGGUAUAUUAUUUAUGAAUUAAUGAUGUAUAUGAAUAAAUUAACAUAGUUGAACAUUUUAAAUAAUCGAUUAUCGUAGAUUUAUCAUAAAUUCACUCACUCUACAUUUCUCGACACUACAUACUUUCUUAUUUAACUGCUUUUUAUUUUCA